AUGAUUUUUUAUCGAAUUUGUUGUGUUUUCGGUUAGUUUUUUCUGUUAGUUUUCAAUUAAAAUGUAUUUUUUCUCAGUUUUGGUGCAAAUCGCAUAUGCAUAUUCUCCAAAUGUUACGUCAACGGAAUCUGCAAUGGGAAAAUCAUCAAUUUCAGGUAAAUAUUGGAGUUUUAGGGGUUGAGGGGAUUAGGAACCGUUUUUUUAAGUAAAAAUCCGGUUGGUUAGAUUUUUAGCUUCUCAAAAGAUCAAAUUUCAUAAACAGUGAACUUUUUUUUGUGGGGAACACGAGGUUUAUUUUCUGAAAAUUUAUGCCUGGAAAUGGUCCAUAAAUAUUCCAAGCAAGUAGUUUUGAAAAAAUCAAUAAAUCCUCUGAAAACGGUUCUUAAAAGUCUACAUUGAAAAUAUAAGCUUUUGGCUUAAUCAAAUCUCUUGCAACCGGAAACAUUUUCCAGGAAUUUCCGUAACUUGUCACACUUCAAUGGAAAAUUGUUUGGAAGCAUGUUAUAUGAGUUGUUAUAUCACCGAUUUAUGCAACGAUGAGCCAGAUAUGGUGGCUUGUGCUCCAGGACUCACACAGUAAGUUAUCUGGGAAAAAUACACAACGGAACUGUAAUAAUUCUUUUUUUAAUAUGAAACGGUAACAUCAAAAUUAGAAAAAAAAGUUAACAUGAGUCAUUGAAACAAAACUUGCUCAUUCGUAAAGUAAACAUUACAACCUCCCCGAAUUCACUUCAUUCUCACUCUUCCUUUCUCACCGGCUAGCCACCUUAUUCCUAAAAAAUGGAAGAUCCGACAAUUAAUAAAGUUUCUGAAAAAGUUUUAUUAUCUGGAAUUGACUGUAUUCUCGAGAGAAUGGGAACGGCUAGAAAGAUUUAUGAAUGGUCAACUGAUUAUCAAGAUUUGUGUGGGGAUGUUGAUUGGAUGUAAGUUCCAAGAAAUUGUCAUUUUCUUUUAUCAUGAGUCAAAGUUUGUUCAAAUAAAUUUGAAAAAAACACGCGAUUUUUGAGCCUUUUUUGAGUCAUCGACGAUUUCGCAAUAACUUUUUACUACUCUCUAUCUGUUUUUUUUGUGUGCUCUUUUUCUCUGAGCUCUGCGGUUAGAAAAAUGAGUCAUGUUUUUCCUAGAAAAAUGAGAUGGAAUUGACAAACUCCGCCUAUUGUCUGUUUCUGUUUUUGGUUGAGUGGUUUUUUCAAAUAGUAUUUUUACUCGAAUGUCAUUGAGGAGGUUGUGAAAUAAUUAUUCGCUCCUCGCAGAAAAAAAUUGUGUUUUUUUCUUUUCGCCAAAUUUGAGAUCGAUUUUUCUGAAUUUUUUUAGAAAUAGAAUCCUGAAGUUCACCUUUUCUGAUAGAUUUUUUUAUAUUUCAUAGAAAGUAGAACAAUGUUUUGAAGAGCUCAUUAUUAUUUGCACACCUUUCAUUUUUUGCUGGUAAACUUUUUUAUUGGCUAAAUUUUUUCUCUUUCGUUUUUUUUUUCGAAAAAAAAACACAAUUUUUGAAAGAAGCUCCAUUUUUUCCAAUGUUCAUCUUGAGUUAGAGAUUAUUGACACACUUACUUUCCAGCCUAAUGAAAAAAAAAUCAAACCUUUCUGUUGAUAGCAAAUUUCCAUAGUUACUCUCUGUCUAUCUCUUCUCUCCUUCAUUCUUGGCUCCUAAAAUCGAUACUAUGAGAAGAGCCCAUGUUCGGCUGAAGAGAAAAAAACAGGCUAUUUUCAUUUCAUCUUUUUUUCUAUUGGUGUUGCGCUUUUUUUCUUUUCCGGUGAAGAAAAAUUCGAAUUUUAGUAAAAAUGUCGGAAGAAAGACCAAUUUGGGAGUCGGUGAUGAUGCUUGAUGUUUGGGCGGUAAUGGUGUGGGUGUAUGAUCGAUUACCGUUUGAAAUCAAAUCUUAUAUUUGGUAAUUUUUUUUGAAAUUUGUAAUUGGAGGCUGGGAAACUGAAAACUUUGAAAGGAAAAAAUCAUUAAAAACUAUAUUCACUGAUAUAAGAAAUAACAUGAAAUAUUUUCAGGAUGGUCAUUUUGACCCUUCUCUUCGUCAUCCUCAUCACAACAUGUUGUGGUGUCCUAUGCUUCUUUGCUCCUUGUUGCUGUUGUGCAAUAAUCUACAAAGGUUAUCGAGCACGUCAAGCUGGAAGAAGUGGAAGAAAUGAGCCGGAUAAUAAUGUGGCCUAUCCAUCAGCUCCGCCACUUAUUGCCAAAGUUUGA
This is a messenger RNA of Caenorhabditis angaria, 2197 nucleotides long. NCBI's taxonomy places the organism in Eukaryota, Metazoa, Nematoda, Chromadorea, Rhabditida, Rhabditidae. The record is from the annotation of a GenBank genome assembly.